GGAUGCUGUCACUGUCACUGCACCCUUAAAAUACCACAGACAUCACAUAAGGCUACACAAACCUACCGGAUCUCCUGCUCCCCUUUAUUAUUUAAAGGACUAUAAAUCCGUUGAAGUCUUUUUUUUUUUUUUUUUUUUUUUUGGAGCCAGCAUGGAGGAAAUCCUACGAAAGCUGCAGAAAGAUGCGUCCGGCCACAAGCACAAAGCCAUCCGGGAUGCCUGCGUCCACGCCUGCGAAAUGCUGGAGUCUCAGAAGGGAUCAGCCAAGAUUUCCCCUUCACAACUUCGAGAGCGAUGUCUGCUGCCGCUACAGAUGGCCCUGGAGUCUAAAAAUACCAAACUGGGACAGACGGCUCUAAGUGGCAUGCAGAAGCUGCUGUGUGAGGACAGGUUUGUUGGCGGAGUCGGCAUGGAGGUGGAGGUGCUGGAGAAACAGCUGCUCAGCCAGAUGUUGGAGGCGAUCAGAGUUACUCCGUAUCUCCACGAGGACCUGCAGGUGGAAGUCAUGAAGGUCCUUCUCUGCAUCACCUACUCACCAAACUUUGACAUUAACGGAGACUCAAUCCUCCGUAUUGCUGAGUUGUGUAUCCAGACCUACGUGUCCAGCUGCCACCAGCGCAGCAUCAACACGGCCGUCAGAGCCACGCUGAGCCAGAUACUGGGAGACCUGACACUUCAGCUUCGACACAGACAAGAGGGUUCAGAUGGAGACGAGCUGACUGCUUUACCACUGCAGAGGAAAGAUAUCUCUCCCACCAGCCAGGCUCUGUGUGAAGACGUGGUGACAGUUCUGACAGUCUUCUGUGAGAAGCUGGAGUCAGUGGACAGUGAUAACCAGCUGCUGCAGCUCCUCUACCUGGAGUGCAUCCUGUCCAUGUUCAGCAGCUGUCCUCCCACAAUGCACCUGUCCAGAGGCUUCACUGACCUUGUGUGGAAGCAGCUGUGUCCAUCUCUGGUGGCGAUCAUGGGAAAUCCCGUCAAUGACAAAACCAUCACUUCCCACCACGGCCACAUGGGGGUGCUGGACCGCGAACGGCUCUCGGAUAGACUCAGUUUAGGAAUCAGCCUGGAUGUGGAUUCUGUCGGUGGAGGCGUUUCGGAUCAGGGCAGAGGGUCGGGCUGCUCCUCUAGCGCCCCCGCCAGGAUCGCCCCGGUAGUGCGGACGGUGUGCUACAUCGCGGCGGAGCUGGUGCGUCUGGUGAGCUGCGUGGAGUCGAUGAAGCCGGUGCUGCAGUCGCUCUAUCACAGGAUCCUGCUGUACCCGCCUCCUCAGCACCGCACCGAGGCCAUCCGCAUCAUGAAGGAGAUUCUCGGCAGUCCCCAGCGUCUGUACGACCUGGCUGGUCCGUGUGUGGUCGAGCCUGAAACCAGGAAACGCUCGUUCUCUAAGAGGAAGUCUCACCUGGACCUGCUCAAACUAGUGAUGGAUGGGAUGACGGAGGCCUGUAUGAAGGGAGGCAUCGAGGCGUGCUACUCCUCCGUCUCCUGUGCCUGCGCUCUCCUCGGAGCGUUGGACGAACUGUCGCACGGACGAGGAAUCCAACCUGAGCAGGCUCGUCUUCUCCUCCGUCGCCUUGACGACCUGAAAGAAGGGACGGAGUCGACCCGAGAGUCCAUGGAGAUCAACGAGGCCGACUUCAGGUGGCAGAGACACAUCCUGGCGUCGGAGCAGGCUCCCUGGGACCCCAACUCCUCCUCCUCCUCCAACGUGGCCUCCGCCGGGCCCACCGAGCGCAGCCCCGACAUCAGCAUCAGCAUCACCACGGAAACGGGACAAACCACUCUGGAUUUGGCGGCGGGGGAGCUGGGCCUGGGUCCGGGUCACACCACUCCCGAGGAGUGCGGGGAGGAAACGCGGCUCCCGUCGCCCGCCAACGUUCAGGAGGGGGGCAAACAUGAGCCGGGUCACGAGGCGGAGCAGGGAGGCAAGAGGGAGGAGAAAGGAGGGGGCAUGAAGGAGGUGAAAGGGGGAGGAGAGAAAGAAAAAGGAGGAGGAGGAGGAGGAGAGAGAGGAAGUGUUGUUCCUCCAGAUGUGGUUCAGCGUAGUCAUGCACUCGUCUACCCGGAUAUCACCAACUUCCUGUCUGUGGAGUCCAGGACCAGGACUCAUCACGGAGGAGGGUCAAGAUACAGCGAGAGCAACUUCAGCAUGGAGGAGCAGGACUUGUCCCGUACAGAGUUUGACUCAUGUGACCAGUACUCCAUGGCAGCAGAGAAAGACUCCGGUCGCUCCGACGUCUCGGACAUCGGCUCCGACAACGUGUCUCUGGCCGACGAGGAGCAGCAGACGCCUCGUGACUGCCUGGGUCACCGCUCCCUCCGCACCGCCGCCCUGUCGCUCAAACUGCUGCGGAACCAGGAAGCGGACCAGCAGAGCGCCAGGCUGUUCGUCCAAUCGCUGGCGGCGCUGCUGCCUCGGCUGCUCGGACUCGCCACCGCCAACGAGGUGGACCUGUCCCUGCAGAACUUCUCCUACACCUUCUGCUCCGGACUACAGGCUGGUGGAAUCCACUCUCCAGGUUUUGAGGCAGGUGACACACUCAGCUGCCAGUCUCUGAUGAACGCAGACGGCCUGUACCUGGUGUCGUACUACGCUCUGCUGCUCAACCUCAAACUCUGCUGCUGCGACUACUACAGGCGGCGAACGCUCUCCCCCGUCCUGAGCCUGAAGGAGUUUGUGCAUCUGAUCCAGAGCAGCGGAGUCCUCGUGGUUCUGUCUCAGGCUUGGAUCGAGGAGCUUUACCAUCAGGUGUUAGAACGUAACCUGCUGGCCGAAGCCGGGUACUGGGGCUCUCCUGAGGGCCACACACUGCCGCUUAUCACCAUGCUGACAGAUAUCGACGGUCUGGGCAGCAGCGCCAUCGGAGGUCAGCUGAUCAGGAGGGCAUCCAGCCAAUCACCACUCACCUGCGGCAAGGCCAGCAGUGACACUGUGAUGGCAGGAGCCGUGUUCUCCCGCUUCAUCCUGACCGGCGUGUGGAAGAACCUGAUCGAUGUGCUUUCCAUGCCGCUGACGGGACGCAUGGCCGGCAGCUCCAAGGGCCUGGCCUUCAUCCUGGGAGCGGAGGGGAUCAAAGAGCAGAGCCAGAGGGAGAGAGACACCAUCUGUCUGAGUUUGGACGGCUUACGGAAAGCUGCGGCGCUCAGCUGCGCCCUGGGUGUGGCUGCCAACUGUGCGUCAGCUUUGGCGCAGAUGGCUGCAGCCUCCUGCGUUCAGGAGGAGAAGGAAGAGAGGGAGGCGGCAGAGAUGGGAGACACUAUCACACAAGUGAAGCAGCGAGUUGAGCAGCGUCUGGAGCAGAUGGGUCGUCCUCAGGGAGUCCGCCUGCACACGGCUCACGUGUUGUGCAUGGACGCCAUCCUGAACGUGGGGCUGGAGAUGGGAAGCCACAACCACGACUGCUGGCCGCAUGUGUUCAGGGUAACAGAGUACAUCAGUUCUCUGGAACACACUCACUUCAGCGACGGCUCCUCUCAGUCGUCCUCUCUGACCACCAUCACCCAGCAGAGCCAGCAGCUCCCCGCCGUGGACCUGGGCCUGGAGCUGAGCUGCGAGCCCAGCCCCGAGGCCUCGGAGAUGGGCCUGAGUCAGCCCGUCAUCCAGCCUCUGUCCAUCCAGGAGCUGCUGAGGGAGUGCGGGAGAGGAGGCCGAGGUCUGGACCUGAGGAGCGGGAGUCUGAUGACGGGGACCAGCGCUGCCAAGGCCGUGUGUACGCUGUCCACACAGGCUGACAGGUUGUUUGAAGAAGCGGCCACCAAGCUUAAUCUUGUGGGUCUCGUGGGUUUCCUGCAGCAGCUCAGAAAAGCUUCUCAGUGUCAGCUGUUUGACUCCAUCACCGAGACCGGAGACUAUUCUCUAGCAAUGCCGGGGGAAGCCAAGUCGACGUCGGACCGGCGCAGCGCCCUCCAUCUGUUCCGCCUGGGUGAAGCCAUGCUGCGGAUCGUCAGGAACAAGAACCGACCGCUGCUCCACAUGAUGAGGGCCUGGAGCGUGGUGGCGCCACACCUGGUGGAGGCUGCGUGUCAUAAGGAGCGUCACGUAUCCCAGAAGGCCGUUUCCUUCAUCCACGACGUCCUGACGGAGGUGCUGACGAGCUGGGCGGAGCUUCCUCACUUCCACUUCAACGAGGCGCUGUUCAGACCCUUCGAGCACAUCAUGCAGCUGGAGCUCUGUGACGAGGACGUGCAGGACCAGGUGAUCACAUCGAUAGGCGAGCUGGUGGAGAUGUGUUCCCCUCAGAUCCUGUCGGGGUGGAGGCCUCUGUUCAGCGCUCUGAGGACCGUCCACAGCAGCAAGAGCGACACCAAGGACUACCUGCUGGGAGAGUACUCCAUGGGGAAGUCCCAGGCUCCGGUCUUUGAUGUCUUUGAAGCUUUCAUCAACACUGACAACAUCCAGGUUUUUGCCAACGCCGCCACCGACUACAUCAUGUGCCUCAUGAAGUUCGUCAAAGGCUUAGAGUUUUUUGCACCCGUGAUGGGACUCGCUCUCAAUAACUGUAACAAAGUGUGCCAGAGGGAGAUCAAAGGAUUACCAUGUUCUGACAUUUCAGCCCUUUGUGAUGUUUUCCUGCUGUGGGAAAAAAUCAUCUCACAGAUCCCGUUUCGGACCAUCGUUGUGAGCCUGCUGUCCCAUCAGGUCCUCCUCCAAAACCUCUACGACAUCCUGCUGGAGGAGUUCGUCAAGCAGCCCGAAGCUCAUGAGAAGGCCACGCCUGUGAGCUCCGACGCCGGCCGGCCGUCUGCAGGCUUCCUCCGCUACAUCUCUAUGACUAAUUUAUCCAUAAUCCUGGAUCUGCUGCUGGACUCUUACAGGACGGCUCGGGACUUUGACACUCGGCCAGGCCUGAAGUACCUGCUGAUGAAAGUGUCGGGCGUUUGCGGAGCGGCUAACCUUUACCGUCAGUCUGCCAUGAGCUUCAACCUGUACUUCCAGGCGCUGCUGUGUGCAACGCUGAGCCAGGCCGACACCAUGACGGCCCAGCAGGUGAAGAGGAUCUUGUACGAGGAAGAGGAAGGCAGCUCUGACUCCUCUCACCCCGGCUCUGCUUCCUCAGAGGAUGAAGACAUAUUUGAAGAAACAGCACAGGUCAGCCCCCCUCGCGGCCGUGAAAAGCGUCAUCAGUGGCGAGCCCCGAACCCGUCUCUCAGCGUGCAGCCUCUGGGCAGCGCCGACUGGGCCUGGCUGGUGAAGCGCCUCUACAAGCUGUGCAUGGAUCUGUGCAACAGCUACAUCCAGAUGCACCGCGACCUGGAGAGCACGCUGGAGGAGACGCAGCUGCUGAGAGCCGGAGCGGCAGGAGGAGGAGAUCACGUCUUCUUCCUGCCUCUCUUCCCGUCCGAGACUUCCACCCCGACGUCGGCCGGAGGGCUUUCGGCGAGGGGGACGCCUUCGGAGGAAUCCAGGUCUCAGACGGCGGACGUUAGCACAGCGUCGCCAGGAGACACGCCCACACCGAGCCCAGGAUACAGCUGCACUGGCAGUCUGCCUCACCACUUCCGCACGGGAGAGAGGAGAGACUCGGUCAUCACAGGAGGCUCGGUGGGAGCGAUCCCCAGCAGCUCGGGACCAGGGAGGAGAAAGGAAUGGUGGGAAAGCGCCGGGAACAAACUGUACACCAUCGCCACGGACAAAACCAUCAGCAAACUCAUGAUGGAGUACAAACGCAGGAAACAGCAGCAGCAGCCGCAGCAGCAGAGCCACGUCAACCUGUUCAUGAAGGAGCAGGGCCGGGCGGCGUCGGCAGGAGCAGGAGGAGGAGGCGGCGUCGGAGGGGAGAGGAGGGGUCCGGUGGAGCAGCAGAGACCCCCGCAGAGGCCCCAGCAGCUGGUGGACCAGCAGGGGCCGCCGUUGAGGCACUCGGUCAGCGCAGGGCCAGAAGUGUUGAGGCAGGAGAAGCGGCCGCGGUCGGGAUCCACCAUCAGCUCCCACAGCAUCUCACUGAGGGACUCUGAGGCUCAGAUACAGGCGUGGACCAACAUGGUCUUGACUCUCCUCAAUCAGGUCCUCCUCCUGUCAGAUUCGUCCUUCCUGGCGCUGCAGCCGGUGCUCUACCCGUGCCUCAGCCAGCUCUCUUGCCACGUGACCGACGCCCGGGUCCGCCAGGCGCUUCGCGAGUGGCUGGGCCGCGUCGGCAGACUCUAUGACAUCAUCGUGUGA
This is a messenger RNA of Scomber japonicus (chub mackerel), 6160 nucleotides long. RefSeq names its product ARFGEF family member 3 (gene arfgef3). The record is from RefSeq and is a predicted model, not a curated record. NCBI's taxonomy places the organism in Eukaryota, Metazoa, Chordata, Actinopteri, Scombriformes, Scombridae. Gene Ontology annotation, molecular function: guanyl-nucleotide exchange factor activity. Gene Ontology annotation, biological process: regulation of ARF protein signal transduction.